AUGGCCACUCACAGAUACCCUUCAUCCGGGCCCGUGCCACAUUUCCCUCAGAGCAACCGCAGCAGUAUUUCAACGAGCAGCAACUAUAGUGCCAGUUCGACAUUUGAAUCCACGGUUCCCGUGUCGCGACAUCUCUUUGUGCAAAAUUUGAGCCCCGGCACCACCACGCAGCAACUUAAAGAGUAUCUCACGCCCGCAGGCACGGCAAGCCGAUGUGAUAUCGUUGACCAAAGAUCCUUUGGCCGGACAAAAGUUUGCGCUACUCUCAGUCUUCAAAACGAGGAAGAAGCGAAACUGGCAAUAUCAAUGUUUGAUAAUUCAACCUUUAUGGGAUCCAGGAUAAGGGUGCGAUUCAACAGAGAACGGAGCGGUUCCGGCAGCAGCCAGCCAAAGCAGGCUCCGUUAGAUGCUAGUAAAGUAGGCGAAGGACUCAAGGCCACAGCAGCAGACACAGCCUCGAGCCACGACAAACCGGAAACGGCUGAUGAGUGUUUGGGGGGUUCAAGGGGAGAAGAGACUGGUCCCGGCAAGAAGCGUGGAGAGCCGUUGGUGGUCAAUGGAUCGUGUGUAGGGAUGAAAGCAGGUCGGGGCAACGAAGAAAAGCGAGAUUACGAAGGUGAACUCUCCAAGCGUGCGCAGGAAAUCCAUUUGUAA
Uncinocarpus reesii 1704 is the source of this 654-nucleotide messenger RNA. RefSeq lists its product as uncharacterized. Gene Ontology annotation, molecular function: mRNA binding. Lineage: Eukaryota; Fungi; Ascomycota; Eurotiomycetes; Onygenales; Onygenaceae. Bases 1 to 654 code for a protein of 217 amino acids. Gene Ontology annotation, cellular component: cytosol. The record is from RefSeq and is a predicted model, not a curated record. The transcript is spliced from 2 exons.